Pseudophryne corroboree (corroboree frog) is the source of this 6853-nucleotide messenger RNA. Its product is annotated as VPS10 domain-containing receptor SorCS3-like. Gene Ontology annotation, cellular component: membrane. Lineage: Eukaryota; Metazoa; Chordata; Amphibia; Anura; Myobatrachidae. Gene Ontology annotation, molecular function: protein binding. The record is from RefSeq and is a predicted model, not a curated record.
GCUUCAGUCUUCUCAGUGGUCCAGAGAGCUCAGACAGCCCAGCUCCUGCUAUCUGCACAAGGAUGCCUGCUCUGCUCCCUGCCCCAGCUGCCUGCUGCUCCCUCUGCCAUGCAAGCUGGAGGCAGCUCCUGCUCCUCUGAGUCUUACUCACACAGUGAUGACAGCAGCUGAAGGGAAGCCUCACACCUACCUACAUGCAACUGGCUGAUCUCAUCCCGGGUAGUGUGGGCAGCAGCUGCACCCGGUGCCUGGGACUGAGCGGGCUGCAAUACGGCACAGAGCACCCAGGCUGCUGGAGGAUGCUGCCCUGAUGCCAUCUGUGGGUGCUGCCCUGGCACCAGGGGCACUAGCUGUGGAUGCUGCCCUGACACCAGUGUCACUGCUGUAGCUGUGGAUUCUACCUGAUACCAACUGUGGGUGCUGCCCUCAUACCAGGAUCACCAGCUGUGGGUGCUGCCCUCUUACCAGGAUCACCAGCUGUGGGUGCUGCCCUCAUACCAGGAUCACCAGCUGUGGGUGCUGCCCUCAUACCAGGAUCACCAGCUGUGGGUGCUGCCCUCACCAGGAUCACCAGCUGUGGGUGCUGCCCUCACCAGGAUCACCAGCUGUGGGUGCUGCCCUCACUAGGAUCACCAGCUGUGGGUGCUGCCCUGAUACCAGUGGCACAGCUGCCGGAUUUGGGGCUCUGUGGUUGCACCUUGCAUUGGGAGACACUGACAAAUGGCAUCUGAAUUGCAGUGAGUGUGCCCAGUGUGGGGCUCUGAGACUUGGCACCAGCACCCCCCACCCCCCCUCCCUGAUCCCACAUUACAGCACUUUCCCAUUUGCACCCCUAUUUCUGUGACCACUACAAAGGCUGCAGCAGCAGAUGAGACUGAGCAGGACCGGAGCUUUGGGGUAAGACUCCCGGACCGUCCCUGGCAUCAGCAUGGGGCGCUGCACAUCGGGGGCGCUGGGGCUCCUGUGGAUCUGUCUCCUUCUCUGCGCCCCGGCCAGUGGGGGCAUCACUUGCAGGCACUGUCACACCCAAAUCCGGGUGCGGGACCACGGAGUAUGGCAGGGUGGCAUGGGGCAGCGCAGGGUGCUCAGAGAAGUUCUACAAAACUCGAGUGAGGGUGAUGGGGGUCAGGAGAGACCCGGGGUCCUCAGACUGCAGCUCAUCAGUGGCUCCCACCCAGGAACCCCCAACAAGGCAAGUGACCCUAACAGGGGAGACCAUAGAGGGACUGGUUUUGGAAAGAGUGGGGGUGAGCCCAAACAGGACUGGCAGAAACUGACUAGGGUGAGGAGAGACCAGCCUGGGGUGGGCAGACUACCCACCGACCCCAAUGAGGAGGACCCUCUGGCCAGUGACCCCAAACAGGACUGGCAGAAGGUUCCCAGGGUGAGGAGAGACCAGCCUGGGGUGGGAAGACUGGGCAAGGAGAUCAUGUUACCCACCGACCCCAAUGAGGAGGAUCCUCUGGCCAGUCUCACCUCAGAUGGACAGAAGGUGAAGAGAUCUGAAGCCAAGGGGUCCAGAGAAGAAGUCAGGUUAAACCGAGCCAGGAUGGAUGAACUCAGACUCAACAGUACCAGCUUCCCCCUGACUGGAGACUCAGCCCACAACCAAGCCAUGGUGCACUGGACAGGGGGGCUCAACAGCAGUGUUAUUUUAAUUCUGACAAAGCUGUACGAUUUCAACCUGGGGAGUGUGACGGAGAGCUCCCUCUGGAGGUCAACGGAUUACGGGACAACCUAUGAGAAGUUUAAUGAGAAGGUGGGGCUGAAGACUGUCCUCAGCUACCUGUAUGUGAGCCCCACCAACAAGCGAAAGAUCAUGUUGCUGAGUGACCCCGACAUGGAGAGCAGUAUACUCAUCAGUUCCGAUGCCGGAGCCACGUACCAGAAAUACAGACUGAACUUCUACAUUCAGAGUCUGCUGUUCCACCCCAGGCAGGAGGACUGGGUGCUGGCCUAUAGUCUGGACCAGAAGCUGUAUAGUUCCAUGGACUUUGGAAGGAGGUGGCACCUGAUGCACGAGAGGAUAACUCCCAACAGAUUCUAUUGGUCGGUAAUGGGCUUAGAUAAGGAAUCGGACCUGGUGCACAUGGAGGCGCGGACAGCUGACGGACAUGCUCAUUACAUAACCUGCAGGAUACAGGAGUGUUCUGAGACCACAAAGAGUGGACCCUUCACCCGAUUUAUUGACACCAAUUCCUUGGUAGUACAAGAUGAGUAUGUCUUCAUUCAGGCAACCUCUGGCGGAAGAGCAAGUUACUACGUGUCCUACAAGCGAGAAGCGUUCGCGCAGAUUAAACUACCGAAAUAUUCCCUGCCAAAGGACAUGCACAUCAUCAGCACAGAUGAGAAGCAGGUCUUCUCCGCGGUCCAGGAGUGGAAUCAGAACGAGACCUACAACUUGUACAUCUCGGACACACGUGGGGUCUAUUUUACCCUCGCUCUGGAGAACGUCAAGAGCAGCCGGGGACUUGAAGGAAACAUUGUCAUUGACCUUUAUGAGGUAGCUGGGAUAAAAGGCGUCUUCCUGGCCAAUAAAAAGGUAGAUGAACGUGUGAAAACCUUUAUCACCUACAACAAAGGUCGGGACUGGCGUCUGCUGCAGGCUCCGGACACUGACUUAAAGGGGAAUCCAAUCAACUGUCUGUUGCCGUUCUGCUCCCUGCACUUCAACUUGCAGAUGUCUGAGAACCCGUACAACUCGGGGAGUAUAUCCAGCAAGGCCACCGCCCCGUGGCUCAUUGUUGCAGCAGGUAAUGUUGGACCGGAACUCUCACCGGCGAACACCAAUAUGUUCAUCUCCUCCGAUGGCGGAAACACUUGGAAACAUAUUUUUGAAGAAGAAUAUAAUGUUUGGUUCUUAGAUUGGGGUGGGGCGCUCGUGGCUAUGAAACACACACCCCAGUCCGUGCGCCAUUUAUGGCUUAGCUUUGACGAGGGCCGGUCGUGGACUAAGUACGGUUUUACCUCCAAUAUGCUUUUUGUUGAUGGCGCUCUGGUGGAGCCGGGAGUGGAGAAUCACAUAAUGACGGUCUUCGGACACUUCAGCCUCCUGUCGGAGUGGCAGCUGGUGAAGGUGGACUAUAAAUCCAUUUUUGGACGGAAGUGCAAUGAGAAUGACUUUGAAAACUGGCACUUGCACAAUCAGAGGGACUUCUGUGUAAUGGGAGAGAGGAAGACCUACCGGAAGCGCCGCCCGGGCUCCAAGUGUAUGCUGGGAAAGGACUAUCUACGGACCAUAACGGAACCCUGCAUCUGCUCGCACUGGGACUUUGAGUGUGACUACGGCUACGAGAGGCACGGAAAGAAUCAGUGCACCCCUGCGUUUUGGUUUAACCCAACUUCCAUCUUGAAAGACUGCGGCCAGGGGCAAAGCUAUCUGAAGAGCAGCGGGUAUCGCAGGAUUGUGUCUAACAACUGCACCGAUGGAUUACGGGAGCAGUACUCCGCCAAAGCCCAGCCGUGCUCGGGCAAAGCACCCCAUGGGCUGCAGCUCACCACCAGCGACGGCAAACUGGCGGUCCAGCACGGGCAGAAUGUGACUUUCCUGGUUCACUUGGAGGAGGGAGAUCUACAGAAGAUAAAUAUUCAGUUGGACUUCGGAGAUGGGAGCGCAGUGUCUUACGCCAAUUUCAGCAAGAUCGAAGAUGGCAUACGGCACUUCUAUAAGAAUUCGGGUAUAUACCAAGUCACGGCAUAUGCGGAAAACAAUGUCGGGAUUGACAGCGCAGUCCUGUAUCUGCACGUCACUCUGCCCAUGGAGCACGUCCACCUAAGGGUGCCCUUCGUUGCCAUCCGAAACAAGGAGGUGAAUGUCAGUGCUAUGGUUUGGCCUUCUCACCCCGGAACGCUCACUUAUUUCUGGUGGAUUGGGAAUAAUACCAAGCCUGUCAUCACCUUGGACAGUAGCAUCUCACUGACGUUCAGCGUGGAGGGUACCAACGCCAUCACGGUACAGGUGUCUUCCGGUGGCACGCUAAUCCAGGAUACCAAAGAGGUGGCAGUACAUGAAUAUUUCCAGUCGCAGCUGCUGUCAUUUUCUCCAAACCUGGAUUUUCACAACCCCGACAUCCCUGAGUGGAGACAAGACAUAAGCCGGCUCGUUAAGAAGGCUCUGAUACAGGUCACCCAUAUCCUGGAGGAGCAGGUUUUGGUGGCGAUGUUUCCCGGUCUCCCAACAUCGGCGGAGCUUUACAUAUUGCCACCGAGAAACGUCAGUGAGAGGAGGAAAGGAAGCAAGGCCGACUUGGAACAGAUUGUAGAAUCUCUGUUUAGUGCCCUCAAUCAAAAUCUCAUCAUGUUUGAGCUGAAGCCGGGGGUGCAGAUAUUUGUGUAUGUCACCCAGCUUACUUUGGCGCCUUUGGUGGACAACAGCGCCAGCCACAGCAGCUCCGCCAUGUUAAUGCUUCUCUCUAUUGUGUGUGGUUUGGCUGUUUUUUUAAUCUACAAAUUCAAGAGGAAAAUUCCAUGGAUCAAUAUCUACGCUCAGGUCCAACACGAUAAGGAGCAGGAAAUGAUCGGUUCCGUCAGCCAAAAUGACAACGCGCCCAAAAUAUCGCUCAGCAACUUCACAGAGGAGGAGCUGACGGACAAAGAACUGGACCAACGGAUCAUCAACAGCAUCUCAACGAUCGCAAACAGCGAAAGCACAAAAGAAAUCCCGAACUGCACCAGUGUGUAAACCUGGCGUCUGUUCAGCCGGGCCAUAAUCUGGACUCUUUUUGUACAGAGAAGGAACAAAUCUCCCAUUUUCUGCUCCUCGUUUGUAAACCGCCGGUCGAUGAGACGCAUUGGUUGCAAACCUGACGACGGGAACACCUGCAUUCUGGUUCUCUUUCCCCCACUUUCUUUUUCUACUUAUGAAACAAACUUGUUGCCGUGGGCGAUAGAUGCUCUUUAUUUUCAGACAGUUGUUCCAUUAAUCAGUGCGAGAGAAUCCCGCCAUAGGCUUCUCAUUUCCAUGUCUCUGGUAGGAGAUCUCAUUGAAGGAAGGGACCCGGAGACGUUGCCUUGAAAGGUCUUUCGGAAAAGCCAGGUGUUCUUCCACCUGACCAGAUUUGUUUAUGCCCCAGUCCCGGGAAGAGGCAGCGAAUCCCGCUUGCGGAAUUGUAUUCACCAACAGUUCUGCCUUCGGAAAUUUGAGAUCGCAUUCGGUAUUCAAGCCUGGCAAGAGCAAUGUGCGUGUGGAGUCACAGGAGAUGAGGAAGAAAUAAGUCAUCAUUUCCAAUACACAACUCUACACAAAUUCCAGAUAUUUUAUGUUGCAGAAAUCAGACUGGAAUUUCUAAAAAGGAACAAAAUAAAUCACUUAACAACUUCUAUCUGUUAUAAAAACAAGAAUUUGUAACUUUUAUUUUCAGAUCUGGAGUUUGACACGUUGGCGAUGUGAUAUUUAUAUCGGAGAGGAUUUCUCUCUCCUCCCCCUGGUGUAAAGUAUCACGUGGGAAAUUUAGGAGACGCAGAAUUCUCCCCCGUUGCUGAAUUCGAAUUCAAACCGCAACCUUCAAUGCCGUCUGGAUUGUUCAACAAUUGGAAGCCAUGUUGAAUAUUUAUCGUCCUCUCAUCCUUUAUAAAUAACCAGUUGUUUUGGAAUAAUACAGUAUGUUCCGUGGCUUCAAUGCAUUAUUGCAUAGAGAGAAACACACCCUCUGUAACUCCGUGGCCCUUCCACAAGUCAGGGUCUACAGCGCUACAAAAUAAUCCCCCAAAACACCUUCCCUUAUUUCAAAGAAUUCUAGAAAACGUUGGCGGAAUCACAUUCUACAUUGCUGUUUUGAUGGUAACGUGUUUUCAAAAGGCGGAAAUAUUCCCAGUGACUUUUACAUCAAGACCGCGAGGGUGCAAUUAAGAUUUGCUUGAUUUUUUUAUUGUUUAGUUUUUUUUCACCAUUGUGUAGAAAUUGGUCAUUUUUAGAACAUUUAAAUUGCUCAUUCCAAAGCAAAGGUGACAAAUACAGUAUAUAUAUAUAUAUAUAUAUAUAUAUAUCUCACAGGGGCUCUGCAUUCACCAUAGCAAACAAAGGUGUUGAUUGAUCAUAUACCAGCAGAUCUAUAUAUAUAUAUAUAUAUAUAUAUAUAUAUAUAUAUAUAUGUAUGUAUGUGUGUAUGUGUAUAUAUAUAUAUAUAUAUAUAUAUAUAUAUAUAUAGACACUAUAUAUGUGUGUGUGUAUAUAUAUAUAUAUAUGUAUAUAUAAUAUAUAUUUUACACACACAAACACACAUUUGCUGAGCAUAGUAAUUUCUAAGGAGGUUUUGGAUAGUGCAGUAUGUUUGUAGGACUGUCUACUGUGAACAAAAACUUAUUUGUACCAGUGAUCACUGCAAUGUUGUGUUUACACCUAUAGUAUACACGUCAUGUAUAUAUUUCCUUUAUGCACCAUUUGGAGUUUGAUGUUAAUUUUGUUUUGUUUUUUUCAAAAGCCCCCUGCUUGCCUUACAAAACCGAUGAGUGACUGCUACAUUUUGCGCCAUCGCUCCGUGACGUAAAGAAAAAAAAACACAACAAACAAAAAAGAAUUUGUUGAACACACUCUCACCCUCUGCAUGUUUCUAGCGAUGAUACGAAAGGCAUAAUUGUACAUACCUAUGAUGUAAAUAGCUUUUUAAUUUCUUGGAAAUAAAUUAAUGUUUAGUAAUACACAUGAGGAUAAAGAGUCUAUUCCAAGCCACCAUGAUGUCGUACGCCCAGGGAUCACACGUCUUUCAGUCGUCUGUUGUGUCCGGAUCUAUGAUUUAACAUUUUGGUAACCAUGCGACUCUCUCGUCCCAACAAAACAGUGCAAUGCGCUUUCAUCCUUGUCUACAUAUCAUGGUUUAAUCUAUUUAUAUAAAGAGGUUUUUGGAAAAUUUUAAAA